GCGCCGAGCUUCGCUUCUUCUUCCCUGAUCUAACCAUUUCAACUCCAUCGCGGGAAUCUCUGAGCUCUCUCUCGCUCUCUUUCUGUUUCUCUCUAUCAGACAUAACCACCGGAAACAAUGGCGUCGUCGACGGCUAGGAUUACGUUUCGCGUUAUCAUGGUGGUGUUCCUCCUCCUCGUCUUUUUCUAUGUCGGUCGUCCUCUGUACUGGAAGAUUUCCGCCACUGUACAUGAUAUUCGUCAGAACAAACAGACCGUCAAAGAAGGCCUCUCUCAGAUCGUUCUGGAAGCUCAGAAAUCGGUGGGAUGGUAUCACGACGAGUCGGACUCGGGCGUCCAUGACGGAAAUGAUGGGAAAAAGGCCGGAUCGGUUGCUAUUCGGAGGCUUCUUCAUCAGGUUUUGUGAAAAUCUUAGUUAUUUGAAUUGUGAUUAGUCCUGGAGAAUUGAAUGUUUUCAUAUGCAUUAGUAAAGUUCUAUCAGUGGAUCUGGAUUUUUUUUUGCCACCAAUAACGUGUUAUAAUGACUGAAUUAGCACCUACUGAAUCUUUUUAGUUAAAAGAAGGCAAAGAAAGGUAAAGGAAUCGUAAUGCUUCAGCGUUCAGCCUU
Molecule: messenger RNA, 606 nt
Organism: Benincasa hispida (wax gourd)
Lineage: Eukaryota; Viridiplantae; Streptophyta; Magnoliopsida; Cucurbitales; Cucurbitaceae
Source: RefSeq, a predicted model, not a curated record